Molecule: messenger RNA, 893 nt
Organism: Oncorhynchus masou masou (cherry salmon)
Lineage: Eukaryota; Metazoa; Chordata; Actinopteri; Salmoniformes; Salmonidae
Product: inactive ADP-ribosyltransferase ARH2-like
Exons: 2
Source: RefSeq, a predicted model, not a curated record
GUGUAUAAGUGCUGGAGCUCAGAGGGCCGGGCUGGACGGAGGGGUCAUGAUGCUCCCAUGAUAGCCUACGAUGCUCUCCUGGCCUCAGGCUCCGACUGGACCCAGCUCUGCCGCCGCGCCAUGUUCCACGGAGGGGAGAGCAGUGCCACUGGGCUGAUAGCAGGCUGUCUGUACGGUCUCCUGUUCGGCCUGUCCCAGGUCCCUGAAGGGCUGCACGCGGCUGGAGGAGCUCGGAGCCGAACUGUACAAGGCAGCCUCCGCAGAGAGGAGCACAGAGAAGUAACACCACCACCCUGCCCACACCGCCCUCUUCUGGCCGACAUAGGAACUACACAUGAAUGACUCCACCAUGGCUGGCUACUGGCUGCUCACCUACCUACCUACCAAGUGGAGGCUGGUGGGAGGAGCUACAGGAAGACGGCUCAUUGUAAUGGAUGAAGGGGAAUACAUAUGCUUGAUACUGUUCCAUUUAUUCCAUUCCAGCCAUUACAAUGAGCCUGUCCUAUAUCUCCUCCUACCAGCCUCCUCUGCUACCUACCUAUCCCACAGCACUACAGCCCCCCGAGCCCGGCCUGUACCCUCCUCUCUCUCUCUCUCUCCCCCUGCUGGGGUCUCUGGAAUAGUUCCUUUCCUGUUCCAUAAAGGGUUUUGUCAUUCAUGUGGAACUGAAUCAGAAUCAGAAUUGGAACUCUGAAACCGGAUCUGUGAUGUAACAAUUCCAUAGAUUCCAGAGGCCCCAGGUGUUCUCAUCUAUAGAUGAACGUGGAUCAACUAACAUCCCCACCUACUGUACACACACCAGUCCUGGGUUUAAAACAUGUGAUUGGAGACAAAGAAGACGGUCCUGUGUAAAUGUGAUUUAAACUUACAGGCUUGUUAUUAGUCUGUCCCCC